GGACUCCCCCUGUCCCGGGAGCGCCGAGGGCUCGCCUGGCGGAGCUUAGCGCAGCCAGCUCUGCGUGGCGAGCGGGCGGGGGUGGACACUGGGCUUCUGUGUGCCAGUCGCAGCCGUUGGCUGGCGGGCGCCCAAUCCCGGGGCAUGCCGCGGGAGCCUGGCCAGGACGCACCGUGAGCGACGAGUUUGGUGGCAGGCUUGACCCCCGGCGGCCGGCAGAAACGCGCUCGGGAGCUAAGGCGCGCGCGCCGGGGGUCGAGGCCGCAGCGGCGGAGCCGAGGACCCCCGAGAUCGGAGGGAAGGAGGAGGAGAAGGAGGCAUGGCCUCGGUGUUCAUGUGCGGCGUGGAAGACCUGCUGUUCAGCGGCAGCCGCUUCGUGUGGAACUUGACAGUGUCCACGCUGCGGAGAUGGUACACGGAGAGGCUGCGGGCUUGCCACCAGGUGCUGCGGACGUGGUGCGGGCUGCGGGACGUGUACCAGAUGACAGAAGGCAGGCACUGCCAGGUACACCUCCUGGAUGACAGAAGACUGGAGCUGCUGGUUCAGCCCAAACUUUUAUCAAGAGAGUUGCUGGACCUCGUGGCUUCACAUUUCAACCUGAAAGAAAAGGAAUACUUUGGGAUAACAUUUAUAGAUGACACGGGUCAGCAGAACUGGCUACAAUUAGAUCACCGAGUCCUUGACCAUGAUUUGCCCAAGAAACCCGGCCCAGUCAUUUUGCACUUCGCUGUGAGGUUUUACAUUGAGAGCAUAUCGUUUUUAAAGGAUAAAACCACCGUGGAGCUGUUUUUCCUGAAUGCAAAGGCCUGUGUGCACAAGGGACAAAUCGAAGUCGACAGCGAAACCAUCUUCAAGUUAGCAGCGCUUAUUUUACAGGAAGCCAAGGGAGAUUAUAGCAGUGAUGAAAAUGCCAGGAAAGAUUUAAAGUCACUACCAGCCUUUCCAACCCAAACUCUUCAGGAGCAUCCAUCCCUUGCUUACUGUGAGGACAGAGUAAUUGAGCAUUAUUUGAAAAUCAAAGGACUGACUCGGGGUCAAGCUGUGGUUCAGUAUAUGAAAAUAGUAGAAGCUCUUCCAACUUAUGGAGUCCAUUAUUAUGCAGUAAAGGAUAAACAAGGACUUCCUUGGUGGCUUGGAAUAAGCUACAAAGGAAUCGGCCAGUAUGAUUUACAAGAUAAGGUGAAGCCUCGAAAAUUAUUCCAAUGGAAACAGCUGGAGAACUUAUAUUUCCGUGAGAAAAAAUUUGCUGUUGAGGUUCACGAUCCACGAAGGAUUUCAGUGUCAAGAAGAACCUUUGGACAAAGUGGCCUCUAUGUGCAAACAUGGUAUGCUAACUCUUCUCUCAUCAAGUCCAUCUGGGUAAUGGCAAUUAGUCAGCAUCAGUUUUACUUGGACCGGAAGCAAAGCAAAGCAAAAAUUCCUUCAGCCAGAAGUUUAGACGAUAUUGCAAUGGAUUUGACAGAGACAGGAACACAAAGGAUCUCCAAACUGGUGACACUGGAAGCAAAAAGUCAGUUUAUCAUGGCAAGCAAUGGCAGUUUAAUCUCCUCAGGUUCUCAAGACUCAGAAGUUAGUGAGGAGCAAAAAAGAGAGAAAAUUCUUGAACUGAAGAAGAAGGAAAAACUGUUGCAAGAAAAACUCCUGCAGAAAGUUGAGGAGCUUAAGAAGAUCUGUUUGCGGGAGGCUGAACUCACAGGCAAAAUGCCGAAGGAGUAUCCCCUGAACAUAGGUGAGAAGCCUCCUCAGGUCAGAAGACGGGUAGGCACUACGUUCAAAUUAGAUGACAACUUGCUGCCGAGUGAAGAGGAUCCUGCUUUGCAAGAACUGGAGAGUAAUUUUCUGAUACAGCAAAAGCUGGUUGAAGCUGCAAAGAAACUUGCCAAUGAGCCAGACCUUUGUAAAACCGUGAGGAAAAAGCGAAAGCAAGAUUACACAGAUGCUGUGAAAAAGCUUCAGGAGAUUGAAAAUUCAAUAAACGAAUACCGAAUUAGAUGUGGGAAGAAACCCAACCAGAAAGCAACAGUUUUACCAGAAGACAUAAUUCCAUCAGAGAGCAGCUCUUUGUCUGACACCACCUAUGAUGAUUCCAAUGACACCUUCACUCUUGCUGGUCAACGAUCAAGUUCAGUGCCUCAUUCUCCAAGAAUUCUUCCCCCCAAGUCUCUUGGUAUUGAACGAAUCCAUUUCAGAAAGUCGUCCAUCAAUGAGCAGUUUGUGGAUACCAGGCAGUCCAGAGAAAUGCUGUCGACACACAGCAGCCCUUACAAAACUCUGGAGAGGAGGCCCCAGGGAGGACGAAGCAUGCCCACCACGCCGGUUCUUACCCGAAAUGCCUACAGCAGCAGUCACUUGGAACCCGAAUCUUCCUCUCAGCACUGCCGCCAGCGUAGCGGAAGCCUCGAGUCCCAGUCCCACCUGCUGUCUGAGAUGGACAACGACAAGCCAUUUUUCUCCCUUUCCAAAUCCCAAAGAAGCAGCAGCACCGAAAUCCUCGACGAUGGGUCUUCUUACACCAGCCAAUCAAGCACAGAAUAUUACUGUGUGACACCAGUGUCUGGCCCUUAUUAUACCACCCAGACUCUGGAUACUCGCGCCAGGGGUCGGAGGAGGUCAAAGAAACAGAAUGUUUCUACUUCAAAUUCAGGAAGCAUGCCCAACCUCGCACAAAAGGAUAGUCUGAGGAAUGGUGUCUACUCAAAGAAUCAGGAGCCACCAUCUUCCAGCUACUAUAUUGCCGGGUACACACCAUAUGCGGAGUGUGACUUCUAUUACAGUGGUGGCUAUGUCUAUGAGAACGACACUGAGGGACAGUACAGUGUCAAUCCUUCCUACCGAUCCUCAGCCCACUAUGGAUAUGACCGCCAAAGGGACUACAGCAGAUCCUUUCAUGAAGAUGAGGUCAACCGGGUGCCCCACAAUCCAUAUGCAACUCUCCGGCUGCCAAGAAAGGCUGCUGCGAAAUCUGAGCACAUCACCAAAAACAUCCACAAGGCCUUGGUGGCUGAGCACUUGCGUGGGUGGUACCAGCGCGCCUCUGGGCAAAAGGAUCAGGGGCACAGCCCACAGACGAGCUUUGACUCGGACAGGGGAUCACAGAGGUGCCUGGGGUUUGCCGGGCUGCAAGCACCCUGUUCCCCAAGCAGUCAUGCAUCCUCCUACUCUUCAGUGUCUUCUACGAAUGCUUCUGGAAACUGGAAGACCCAGUUAACCAUAGGGCUAUCAGACUACGAGACUCCAGCACAUUCUUCUUACACCAGCUGUUAUAGCAAUGUCUAUAAUCCUUUGCCCUCUCCAAGCAGACAGUACACGGAGAUCAGUCAACUGGACGGUACAGAUGGAAACCGAUUGGAAGACAGCCUGGAGAGUAGUGAGCAGAGGCUCUUUUGGCAUGAGGAUUCAAAGCCUGGAACAUUAGUCUGAACUGCAGUCGGACCUCUUGACCGAGCACUGCGUUCUCACACUAGUGUGCCUUGCAAAAUGUAUGUCUUCCCAGAAGGUGGUCGGCUUUAGAAACCUAACAGCAUCAAAGGUUGAAGAGAAGAUUUAGGUUUCUCCGGAACUGAAUCACACACUAAGCCCUACAGAGCCCCUGAAGGAGGACUUGCCUUUCAAACUCCAGACGCUAACCCAACAGCAAGAUCUGACCACGUACUGAACCAUUGUCAAGAGAGGACUCAGUUUGAAGCCUUUAUCAAUAGCAAGCACUUUUUUAGGGAAUAAAAGUUGUUGAAGGCAAACCUCUAAACUGUAAAAAUACGUUCAGGGUGUCCGCAGGCAGGAAUAAGGAUGGGAAAUUUCGAGCACAAUUCAGAAUGAUGCGAGAAGGGAAACCAGAAGCGUCUGUGUCAUUGCUCACCAUCACAAAGUUUGAAUUCGUGAGCCAACAAAGAAUAACAUACUAUUUCUACAUGGACAUGGAUUAUUUAGACAGUAUUUGAAAAUUACUUGAAGAGAAAUUGGAUUUUCAUGAAGUUCUGAAUGAGUGUAAAUGUUUUUUAUAAGGAUAUUAUAGUGAUGUUUUUCAUAAGUACCAUGAAAUGGGUUCUGGAAAGACUUAUUAUUGAAGCAUCCUGUAAUAUAACUUAUGGUAGCAGAUUGGGGAAAAAUGAAGCAGUCCACUGAAUAAUUGACAAACUCUGCUUGGAGAAUUUUUUAAGGUACAAUAUUAUUGAGCUCCUUUUUUCUUUCUUUCUUCACUAAUUGCAUGAUGGUUAUUGUUUGAAGUGACAAACUUAGUAUGGAAAGUUUUUAUAAUUAUGAGUAGGAAAAGUAUUUUAAGAUGAUACAGAAAGCACCCAAAACAACAACAACAAUAACAACAACAAAACAAAGUCAUGGCAUUUUAGAUGAAUUGAGUGCCUUAAAAUGGUGAACAUUACAAAAUUAAACAUAAUGCCUGGAUUCCACAAUUUGUUCUGAGUCACCAAGUGACAAAAACAAGAUUUAGCAGUUAAAACAAAACAAAAUGAAAAAACCUCCAAGCUGCAGUAGAUUUAAUUAUGAGGCUAAAACUACCUCAUACUUUCCUUGGAAGAACUAAUUAACUAUGGUUUAUUGUAGGGUUUUUUGGUUUGUUUUUUAGAGCAAAUGAUUUCCAUAUUCUAGAUUGAUCUCUUUUUGCUAUCUUUGCUUCAAAAUUUCAUAAAAAGGUGCUCCUUUCCCCUCUUUUAUACAAGAUUCUUGUUCAUAUUGUGAAUAGAAAAGUUUCUGAACAACUUUUUUGGAACAUUUUCUAUCUAUAUUCCAAAGCAUGUAAUAUAUACAUAAAAAUGGUUUGUUAAACUGGUCCUUAGUCAUUUGUAUCAUUAGAAAUGAAGUUUGGGGAAAAAAAUUUGGAAAAAAAGACAGGCAAAAAAAUAACUUAUUUCUUUUUGCAUAUUUGUAUAGCCUUCUAGAAACAGAAAUAACCUUUUUGCAUAUUCUUUUAUUGUUCUAACUUUUUAGGACCUAUUAUUUUUUUACAUAGGUCAAUAAAGGAAAGGUGUGCUACUGAAAAUGUUUAUGUAUUCUUCUGUUUGUGUUUAGGGUUCAUACAAAGCUGUCUGAAGGGCUCUACUUCAAGUGAGCAUGUUGGACAAGAUUUCACAUUUUUAUUUCUGAUAUUACCGUAUUUUAUUGAUUCCAAGAUGUACGUUUUAUCAUAUUUACGUCUGAAAACAGGGUUCAUCUUUUGAUUGAUGGCAUUCCUAGGUGAAUUGGCAGUGUUUUUCUUUCUUAAUGGUACAUAAAAAUAAUGCUGUAUCUUAUAAUAAAGUCGUCUUAGAAUUGA
Molecule: messenger RNA, 5270 nt
Organism: Carlito syrichta (Philippine tarsier)
Lineage: Eukaryota; Metazoa; Chordata; Mammalia; Primates; Tarsiidae
Gene: FRMD4B
Product: FERM domain containing 4B
Exons: 23
Coding region: 320-3421 (1033 amino acids)
Biological process (GO): establishment of epithelial cell polarity
Cellular component (GO): adherens junction; cytoskeleton; bicellular tight junction
Source: RefSeq, a predicted model, not a curated record